Molecule: messenger RNA, 720 nt
Organism: Rhinocladiella mackenziei CBS 650.93
Lineage: Eukaryota; Fungi; Ascomycota; Eurotiomycetes; Chaetothyriales; Herpotrichiellaceae
Exons: 1
Coding region: 1-720 (239 amino acids)
Source: RefSeq, a predicted model, not a curated record
AUGGCUGUCCUGGGCUGGCUUGAUGAUUCUCGCAACCCCACUCUUUGGGUUAUCGUUGUCUAUCCUCUGCUGAUCGUCCUUCUGAAUAUUGCCUGCCAGUUAAAAAUGGACCGUUUGAUCCAAAGCCUUCCGCUAGUUGUCAAUGAUUCUACAAGUACACGAGAGGAGAAAUCUUCAGCCCACAGAGACUCUUCUGCAGGUUACGAUAUGAUUUCGAAGAAUUUCGCAGAUAAUCUACUUGAAGAACAUCUUCCACAAGAACGCCCACCAGGAGAAAAUCUACUUGCAGACAAUGUACCGGAAAUUCAAGCCCGAUCCUCCAAGGACGCAUCUUUGCAGCACAAAAAUAUUGGACAAACGGCAAAGGAUAUCUCUCAUCAUCAUAUUCAAGCCGAAGUCAUCAAAGGAGUUCUGAUGCACACCCUCCAAGUACUUCUGGCACAUCGACUAGGAUUCCUUGCGACAGGACUGAUACGAAAGACGUAUCAUCUUACAGACAAGUGCAUAGGAUUGCUAGCAAUGUCUGUGGUGACUUUUGCAUUCUUCAUGUCAGUUGGAUUUUUGAUACGAGCUAGGAGCGUGACACUCCGGGGAUAUCGAACAAAUGGAGGACCAAAACCGCCGACUGAUCCGUCAGACCCUGUCGCUAAAUUCAUUGUCUUCUCCUUUCUCACUUUGACAGUGCCAUGGUUUAUGAUUCUUUUUAGCUUCAUAAAAUGA